Lodderomyces parapsilosis is the source of this 1662-nucleotide messenger RNA. It is a transcript of the gene ITR1, whose product is annotated as myo-inositol transporter. Bases 1 to 1662 code for a protein of 553 amino acids. Gene Ontology annotation, molecular function: myo-inositol:proton symporter activity. NCBI's taxonomy places the organism in Eukaryota, Fungi, Ascomycota, Pichiomycetes, Serinales, Debaryomycetaceae. Gene Ontology annotation, biological process: transmembrane transport. Gene Ontology annotation, cellular component: membrane. The record is from RefSeq and is a predicted model, not a curated record. The transcript has a single exon.
AUGAAGAAAGAUACUCAAGUUAGUGCUGAUGGUAGUAGGAUAACACGAGUUAUCAGCUCAGAGCUAAACAGCCUGCACUCGUCGGUGACAUCGACAAACUCGUCGAAGGAUUUGCUACCUAAUAUUGGGGCCAGCUCGGAAUAUGAAGCUGAGUCUGUUCAAGUCUCGGAAUCAGAAACUCGACCAUCAAAAAUAGUUAUUCUUUUGACGUUGGUGUCCUCCAUAUCUGGGUUCAUGUUUGGUUAUGAUACAGGGUACAUUUCAUCUGCUUUGGUUCAGAUUGGAACAGAUUUGUCCAACAAAAUUCUAACAUCUGGGGAGAAGGAGUUCAUCACAUCAGCCACUUCGCUUGGUGCUUUGCUUGGAGCUAUACUUGGUGGUAUUUUAGCCAAUUUGAUUGGAAGAAAAAGAGUUUUGUUGGGUUCAAAUGUCAUUUUUGUAGUUGGAACAAUUGUUCAACUAGCUGCCAAAACUGUAUGGACCAUGAUUGUAGGCAGAUUCAUUUUGGGUUGGGGAGUGGGCAUUGCAUCCUUGAUUGCACCUCUCAUGUUGUCCGAGCUUGCUCCUUCGAAAUAUCGUGGUCGUUUGAUUGUCACAAAUGUAAUGUUUAUCACAGGUGGUCAAUUGGUUGCAUAUUUUAUUAACUGGGGGUUAACCAGAGUGUCGCACGGUUGGAGAGUAUCUGUUGGGUUAUGUAUGGUACCCGCGGUUUUACAAUCAUGCUUGUUUUUCUUUUUACCUGAUACUCCAAGAUAUUAUGUGAUGAAUGGUGACAUACCCAAGGCAAAACAAGUUUUGAGAAGAAUACACAACGAUCCGUCGGAUGCAUUUGUUAAUGCCUCUAUCGAGGAUAUGAUUCAAUCCGAUUCUACAGUGCCAGGUAGAAACCCACUCCAAAAGGCUUGGGAGUCGAUCAAAAUCAUUCACACCACACCAGGAAACUUUAGAGCAUUGAUUCUUGCAUGCGGGCUUCAAGGAAUCCAACAGUUUACUGGAUUCAACUCGUUGAUGUAUUUCAGUACCACCAUCUUCGAAACAAUUGGGUUUGAAAAUGCCACGGCUGUCUCUAUUAUCAUUUCAGCUACAAACUUUGUUUUUACUGGGGUUGCUCUUUGCAUCAUCGACAAGGUUGGAAGAAGGCGAAUUUUACUUAUUGGAAUGCCAUGUAUGUGCGCAGCCUUGGUUGUUUGUGCGAUUGCAUUUCAUUUUCUCGAUGUCGAUUUUGCAUCAGGUGUAAUGAUACACACAAGGGGCAUCAGCGGUUGGGGUAUCGUCGUCAUCAUUGGUAUGAUUUUGUAUGUUGCAUCAUAUGCAAUCGGUAUUGGUAACGCAGCUUGGGUAGGAGUGGAGUUAUUUUCUGAUGUCAAUGUUAGAUCGAUUGGUGGAAUGUAUGCAGCAUGUACGAAUUGGGCCGGAUCCUUGGUAAUUGCAUCUACAUUUUUAACCAUGUUGGAAAAUAUAACACCAACAGGAACAUUCUCAUUCUUUGCUGGACUUUGUUUGAUUGCUUUCUUUUUCGUUUAUUUCUUGCUUCCAGACACUGCUGGCUUGGAGUUGGAAGAGACUACGAAUUUCUUAACCAAGGGGUUCAAUGUCAAGCAAUCUGUUGCUUUGUCAAAAGCCAGAAAGAAGCACUCAAAGUACACAAGUGGAAAUGUUUAA